Messenger RNA from Monopterus albus (swamp eel), 3602 nucleotides. It is a transcript of the gene ablim3, whose product is annotated as actin binding LIM protein family, member 3. Gene Ontology annotation, cellular component: stress fiber; actin cytoskeleton. Lineage: Eukaryota; Metazoa; Chordata; Actinopteri; Synbranchiformes; Synbranchidae. The record is from RefSeq and is a predicted model, not a curated record. Gene Ontology annotation, biological process: cilium assembly; lamellipodium assembly; cytoskeleton organization. The transcript is spliced from 23 exons. Bases 400 to 2487 code for a protein of 695 amino acids. Gene Ontology annotation, molecular function: actin filament binding.
GUGACAGCAGCAGCACCCCGCUAGGGAGAGAGCGGCGGAGCUGGAAUCAGCCAGGAGGGAACAUGUGAAGGUGGAAUCCGACUGAACAGCAUUGUUUUGUAACUGGCGUCUGUUUCUGUGAGGAAAACACGGCCGACGUGCACGCUUAGCAGAACAGGAACCUUUAUUUGGAUUUUAUAAUCGCUGGCGAUAUAUAUUUUUCUUUUCCUGUAUAUUGAAAACCUCUCUCUGGCAGUGUGCACCUUCUCAGAAACUGACUGAAAGCAGUGUUUGCAGAGAGUGAGAAGCAUCAUUUAUGUUCACCGGAUAAUUAGAAGUGUUCCGUGAAUAUUUUGUCCUGCUUUAUGGGAUUAUUCUCCACGAAGUCGUUUUGUUUUAGAUAAGAAUACAUUGGGCAUCAUGAGUUCCACUGCUUUUCACCAAGGCUCGACGGGCAGUGGACAAAGCACCGGACCGAUCCGGUGCCAGAGAUGUCAGGAAGUAUGCAAGGGGGAGGUGGUACGAGUACAAGAGACCCACUUUCACGUCAAGUGUUUCACUUGCACUGUGUGCAGCUGUGAUCUGGCACGAUCUGGCUUCUUCCAGAAGAAGGGCGAAUACAUCUGUACGGCAGACUAUCAGCGUCUGUAUGGUACACGCUGCGACCGCUGUGACAGCUUCAUCACAGGAGAGGUGGUCUCCGCUCUGGGACGCACAUACCACCCCAAGUGCUUUGUCUGCAGUGUAUGCAGUAAACCAUUCCCAAUUGGAGACAGAGUGACUUUCAGUGGAAAGGACUGUGUGUGCCAGCAGUGCUCUCACACACUCGUCAAGUCAAACGAACCCAUCAAGAUCCACGGGCCCAGCCAUUGUGCUGGAUGCGGAGCUGAGAUCAAGCAGGGUCAGUCUCUCCUGGCAUUGGAGAAACAGUGGCACGUCAGCUGCUUCAGAUGUCGGACCUGCAACAUGGUCCUCACCGGAGAAUACAUCAGCAAAGAUGGAGUGCCAUACUGUGAGGCAGAUUACCACGCCCAGUAUGGGGUGAAAUGUGAGACCUGCAGCAGAUACAUCAGUGGAAGGGUUCUUGAGGCGGGAGGGAAGCACUACCAUCCAACCUGCGCCCGUUGUGCCCGCUGUAACAUGAUGUUCAAAGAGGGAGAGGAAAUGUACCUGACAGGAUGUGAGGUGUGGCACCCAUUAUGCAAGCAGGCAGCGAGGGCAGAGAAGAGACUCAGGCACAGACGCUUGUCAGAAACCUCCAUCUCUCCACCAGGCUCCUCCAUUGGCUCUCCCAGUAGAGUCAUAUGUGCCAGAGUGGAGAAUGAGAUCCUAGAUUAUAAGGACCUAGCUGCCCUGCCAAAGGUCAAGGCCAUAUAUGAGGUCCAACAGCCAGACCUUAUAUCUUCCUCAUACCAGCCCUACCACAGAUACACCUCUGAUGACAGGCUAGAAACUUACAGCUAUGGGGAGUCACUUGGGACACUUUCUCCCUAUUCUCAGGACUACAACAGCCUGGAUAUGAAGCAGAGGCGGUGCUCCAGUUCAGGUUACAUUGACUCGCCGACGUAUAGUCGUCAAGGCAUGUCACCCAUUAUGCCUCACUCUCCGCAGCACUAUGGCUACCCUGGCUCUGAGAGCGGCAGGAGUUCACCUUAUUAUGGCCAAGAGGGGCGGUCAAGCACACCUACCACAAACCAGCCCCCUAGACAUUUUCAUGUACCAGCCACAGGAGACCCCAACAUCUACAGGAAGCCUCCCAUCUAUAAGCGAACUGACAAUCACAUGGAUGCAGCGACCAAAAGCAGGACCAGUGAGGACAUACUCAGAUCCUCCAGACUGUCCACCUACUCUCCUGAACCAUAUACCCAGUCAGAGUCUGACUACUACCCAUACCCCAGCUCCCCCAAGGUCUAUAGGGCGCAAAGAAGACGCUUCUCGACAGGAGGAGAUGAAGAGAGUUGGAGUCAGAGUCUUCAAAGAAUCGGGAGUGGCAUUGGGAGGAUGAUCCUAAAAGAGGAGAUGAAAGCCAGAUCUGGUUCCUAUGACAACGACCCCUGGGGCAGUGCAAGGAAUUCUCGUUGUGGGAGCAAGGAAACACUCAGCACUACAGGCUACGGCACCACGGUGUACAACAACACUAUCAAUGGCUCUCCGCGGUCUCAGUACAGCACUGAUAGUGAUUUUGUUUGUAAAUCUGCCUCGCUGCCAGGAUAUGGUCGCAACGGGAUCCAGCGGCCUCAGAGUGCAGAUUGCUAUCAGUACCAGUAUGACAGCGGCAGUGAGGUCAACUGGGGAAGCAGAGCAGAGUACAAGAUUUACCCCUAUGAAGCACUCAUUGUCACCACCAGAGGGCGCAACAGACUGCCCAAAGAUGUAGACAGAGCCAGACUGGAGCGUCACUUGUCCCCUGAGGAGUUUGUCCAAGUAUUUGGUAUGACCGUGGAGGACUUUGACCGGCUGGCUCUGUGGAAGAGGAAUGAGCUAAAGAAACAGGCCCGACUCUUUUAAUAAUGUAUGGACAUUUGUCGGAUACUGCCAUAAGCAGAGCUGCAGACGUGAGUGACUGUAGGAAGGAAAGAGAAAGAUAGGAAAACGUCUACUCAGUUUCACUGCCAUGGCUGAGAACCUGUUCUAGAUCUCCUCAUGCGACGAACCAAAUUCUGGUAACACCAGCGUGGACUUUUGGGAUACCGAGGGAAGGUCACAAAGACAUUAUGCACAGAUGGACUGAUAAACUGUUAUAUGGUUGCCGGUGCAACUGUGGCUGUGUGCUCGAGUAGAGUCCAAGCAAUAGAGACAGUAGUACAGUAGUGUUGUGUUUUUCAUGAGCCUGAGUGAUGAAGGAAGGCAUGACUGUGCCCAGAGCUACAGUACGAAUACAUACUGAGGAGAAUGUUGGCUUUGCCUUAUUUGUCAAGCUGUCUUAGUUAUGAGUGCACAGCACCAGCAAUAUGAAUGAGUAGAAUGUAGAUACAUUAUAUCAUGUAUGACACUUUAUUGGCGUGAAUGAUUAGAUGAGACAAAUGAGUGGGUGAACAUACAGCAUCACUUUGCUUUGGUUUAUAAGAAUGCAUUUAAUUUACCUGUUCCCCUGUUUUUGCUUUGUCACAUGAAAUACUGUAUCCCUCUGGUUUACACUAAUUGAAACAAAACAGGAAGGAAACUGAGAUGGACACAACUUUUCGAGUUGUAUGUGUGCCCUGCACUAAUUUGUGUGAAAAUGAAAACCAAAGUGAAAAUGCAAAUAUACAGAUUAGCAGAUCACACCCAUGUAACGUUCUGGUUAAAUAUUUUAAAGGUCAACAAUAGAUGCAGAUCAAUGUGCAGCUGUACAGCAACCUAAAAGAAUGUGCAACCUAGUAGAUUUAACAGAUCAAGGACAGGCCACUUCAGUCUUCCUGUUCCAUGUUCAUUUUGGAUCAUUGCAAUAGAAUGAUGACUAAAUGUUUUAGGACAGUAGUCAUCCAUACAUUUACAUUCACUACUAUUUAUUUUCUUUUAGAAUGACAGUUUUGUAGCUACAAAGAUUAUAUUCAUUCAUGAUGAAAUGUUCUGCAAGGUAAUUAACACACUGACAAAGAUCCAGGGUUGUUGAAGACUUUACUUCCUUUGAAUACAGUUAU